GGCCGAAAUUUUUUUAAAUUUCUCUUAAUUUUUUACCGAAGGACGAUUUGUCUACCAAAUUAAUCCACGAAUCGCGCCGGCCAAGGGAUGGAGAUGAAAAUCUUUGCUCAGGCCUUUCAUAUCCAAUCGUAUGUAGAGCCAGAGAGCUGGAUUUUUGCCUUCCUUCGUAUUCGACCCAUUUCUCCAAGAAACGUUCUUUACGCUCAUAGACGCCAAGAACAUCUUACAUGGUUUCUUGGUUUCUUUGCGCUCACAGGGGCUCCAGCUUAAUCCUCCCUAAAUUUCUAAACAUGUCGCUCUGAUUUCCACGGCAAUUUCUGUCAAACCGAACGUCCUCUCUAUCUCUCUCUCUGUAUUUCUCUUUCGCCUAGCGCCAUGGAUCCCUACAAGUACCGUCCCUCAAGUGCUUACAAUUCACCCUUCUGGACUACCAACUCCGGUGCUCCGGUUUGGAACAACAACGCGUCCUUGAUAGUUGGAUCCAGAGCUGCCGAUUUUCUUGGACAUGCACCCAAAGGGAAGUAUGACGCUAUCAUUGUCGAUUCAUCAGAUCCUGUGGGUCCUGCACAGGAGCUUGUGGAGAAGCCUUUUUUUGAGACAGCAGCUAGAGCAUUAAGGCCUGGUGGUGUUCUUUGUAACAUGGCAGAAAGCAUGUGGCUCCAUAUACAUCUUAUUCAAGAUAUGAUCUCUGUUUGCCGUGAAACAUUCAAGGGUUCUAAAUUUUUUUAUGGUAGAAUGUUUUUGUUUUGGAGUGAACUAAUGCUUGGCAUCUGCGUAUGUGUUGACCCUUUAUUAGUUCCUUAGAAUCAGCUUUGAUUUGAUAUUUUAGAGACAUUUGACAUAGUGGCAGAAAAUUUGUGGAACUUGAUAGUCAUAUAAAGAGAGGCUAGUCACGAUAGCAAUCAUAACACGACUUUAUUUGAGUUGUAUAUAAUUUGGAUUCUUCUCAUUAUCUGAUAUUAUGUUCCUUUAUUUGUUUCCCGGCCAUGAGAGCAGUGUAGUGCAGGUCCUUCCUGCUAGCUUUUUGCCUUCUCCUACAAAAUCAGCUGGAGAUAAUCUCUCUGAUUUCUCCAAUUCUCUGCUGCGAUGAUGGAGGUUAAUAAGAACUCUGCAUUCUCAAUUUCUCAAUCUUCUGAUGAAAUUAUCUUAUUACUGCCCAGCACUUUUGUUAGUGACAAAGCUUCAUAAUAAUUUCUAAAUGCCAAGGUGCUUCUCACUAAAACUCCUUAAUUUAUCUCCUGCUAUAGCCAUAAGAGUGUAGGGUAGUUGAUUCAAGUUGAGAUUUAUAUUUUCUUCCUUGGGUUUUAUAUUGGCAUGAAGCUUUUUGCUAUGCAGGUUCUGUAAUAAGGGUGAGCAUGGCAUUAAAGAAUUUCUCUAACAAGGAGUCCCUGGUGAGUUAAUUGAAGAUUCCAAAUUUGUACCUUUGACUGCCGAACAACAUUCAAUUUUUAUUUCUGCAGCUUCGAAGAUUUGUCAUCCGGGUUGUGAUAACUAAAGCACUAAUUCCAAAUUUUUUAUGUGAAGGCUGUUGGUGAAGUGAUGCCGCUCUGAAUGGGAAAUUGACUGGAAUGGCUUUCCGUGUUCCUACUGUCGAUGUCUGUGGUUGACCUUACUCUGAGGCUGGAGAAGGCAGCUACUUAUGAUGAAAUUAAAGGUGCUAUCAAGUAAGGGCUGUGAGUAAUUUUUUAAUUCUUGAGUGUCUAUUAAAUGUAUGGUAAGAGUUGUUGCCAUGUGAAACUCCUUGCACCCCAAUGUCAGUUAUCGAUCAUUGCACCCCUCUGCCAGAGAUUUUCAAUACCUUUGAUUUGAAGAAACAACAUAUGCGUGCUAUCUAAAUUAACUCUUGUUUUCUUUUAGUAUAUCAUAUUUUCUAAAUUUUAUAGUUUUACUUUAUUUGUUUAAAA
Molecule: messenger RNA, 1904 nt
Organism: Alnus glutinosa
Lineage: Eukaryota; Viridiplantae; Streptophyta; Magnoliopsida; Fagales; Betulaceae
Product: spermine synthase-like
Exons: 6
Coding region: 376-804 (142 amino acids)
Biological process (GO): spermidine biosynthetic process
Cellular component (GO): cytosol
Molecular function (GO): spermidine synthase activity
Source: RefSeq, a predicted model, not a curated record